Messenger RNA from Vicia villosa (hairy vetch), 1769 nucleotides. RefSeq lists its product as uncharacterized. The record is from RefSeq and is a predicted model, not a curated record. The transcript is spliced from 2 exons. Bases 349 to 1557 code for a protein of 402 amino acids. NCBI's taxonomy places the organism in Eukaryota, Viridiplantae, Streptophyta, Magnoliopsida, Fabales, Fabaceae.
AUCCGUCAUAGGGUGUCGCGUUGCUGGUCCACUUCAGAGAUAACAUAACAUUACAUUACACAGAAACAACAAUUGUCUCUUUUCAACUUCAAACUACUCAGUAGUUUCGAAACUCAACUUUCGUUUUUCGUUAACUGGUUGUUGCUGACUAACCUGGAAAAGUGGGAACUGAAAAAGUAAUACAUGUCCAAUUCCACUGCCUCUCUCGUGGGUUGGAUCCAUUGAUUAUGAUUUAAGUAAACUCAAUGUGUGGAAGGAUAUGAACCUGAUUUCUGUUGCUGCAUCUUUGGCUUCGUGAUUUAUUUGCAGCCAGUGGCAAAGUUUUAUGUGAUUUUAUCUCAAGCAGUGAUGGAAGCGGCAAAAGUUCUUUCACACUCCAAAGUUGUACCUUUUGGUUUUUCUAUUGUGAGCAACAAUGUCUCUCUGAGACCUUUCAGUAAACAACUUCAUGCUGAUGCGGUUAAUAGUAGUAAUCAACUCCACCCAAGACCCAAGUGCAUGAAUUUUCAAUUGAAUUGCAGUUGCACCUACGGAAAACCCUUUUCCUCCUUACUUAAACCAGUACGAAAAAGGGCUGAUUUGUUACCUCUACCCAGAUGCUCUAUUUCCAAUGAAGUCAGCACAGAUUCUAGUAAUCCAGUCCUAACAUACUUCAAAAACCUAUCAUUUGAUUCGAUAAAAGCUACCGCUCUGCAGUUGACUCCAAUUGAUAUAGUAAAGUUGACGGCGAUACUGUCUGUCAUAACUACAGCCACAAAAUGGACUAUUAAUACGCUCUUAAAUCCUUUCUUCUGGAUGUAUUUUAGCUGGACUUGGAUGUAUUGGCCAUGGUUGGUGGCCGUAGUGCUUGCAGCUUAUGGGUUAUAUUGCUUUCAGAAACACAUGCUCGGUGAGGCAAACAUAUUUGAGCAAUUGGCGAUUGUUACAUCAGCUUUUACAUGGCUCACCCUUGUUCCACCAGCUUAUUUCAAUGGCUACCUUGAAGGCUGGCCUUUGGUUUUCUUUUUUGUAUAUCAUUACUUCUUUUUCUUCAAUGUCAGUGUCCGGAAGCGGUUGUACGGAGAUUAUUAUGCUCGGCGUCAUGACCCGAAAUGGGAUGUGAACUUGCCAAUGUUUUCUCGCCUUUUGUUCAGUGCAGGAAUCAUGGUUGGCCAUUGGCUUGCAGCAUUCGAAGGCCCAGAGCUUAGCCUCAUACCGGGCGGGUGGAGCAAUCUUGGAAUCUGGGGUUUGAUUAUUACAACUCUGCUGUUUCAUUAUAAUGCCACAUUAUAUCUUGCCAAGUAUUCAGAAAAUGUGGUGGUUCCAACUUCUGUUGUGCAAUUUGGACCUUAUCGCUGGUUGCGUCAUCCAGUAUACUCGUCAACAGCGCUUUUGUUUGUAACAUAUUGCAUUGCGCUUCGAGCACCGCUGAGUCUGCUAUUCAUUGUAGCUAUUUGUUUGUUGUAUUAUAAGCAAAAGGCAGAUAUGGAGGAGGCUUUGAUGGUUGAGACUUUUGGCCAGAGAUACACCGAAUAUGCAAGCAAAGUUAAGUACAAGUUUAUUCCUUUUAUCUAUUAGUCUCUCAUCAGAAUUGUAGUUGUCAAUUUUCAAAAUCUCUUUAGAAUGUCUGGUUUAGGCAAAAGAUGUUGUAACUUAAUAACGUUUAAAUAGUGUAGGCCUUUGUUUACUUUAUAUUGUAAUCUUUAGUAUGUUCAACUUGAUCUUAAUACCUACGGUCUUAGUGCACUUGUGGUGAAUUUAAUGAUGGAUUUUUCAAUGUUUGAUUUUCA